AUGGACUGGGCAGUAAAUGUGGCCCAUCCACGAUUGCUUUACGAAGACCCCAAAUUAUCAGUAACGUUUAUUGUGCCGAGCUUAUUUCAUAUCAUUGUAGCUUUCGUACUAUUAGGGAUAUGUGCGUCCGAUUUUCUUUGCCCCAACGUGGCUCGUAUAUCAGAUCCUAGUAGUCUUCGAUCGAAUGGUUCGUUGGCUUCAAAAACAGCAUCUCAUGCUUCUCAUACUGGCGCCUUAAUGGCAGUUCUACUAUCCUGGUGUAACUCUUCACCUGACCUGUUUUCGAACUUAAUGAGUUGGGCAACCUCUACAAGAGAAACAAGAGCAACCUCAGUAUCAUUAUCAAUUGGCGAAGUGCUGGGUGCCUGCGGUAUUAUUCUGUGCAUUGUGGAAGGUUCUAUUUUUAUUAUUAUGUCAAGGACACAUAUUGAAAUAUCGCACAUUCAAAAGUUAUCUAUUAUAAGAGAUUUAUUAUUCUCCUUGGUUGCUAUGUGCGUGAUGAGUUAUGUUUCCUUUAUGAACCAGGUCACUAUUCUAAAUUGCUUCUUAAUGGUGUUUCUUUACGCAUUUUAUUUAGUUGUCAAAUUGACUUUCAAAAUUAACCGUCCCCCAGAAACCCCUACUGAAACCGCUGCAGAUAUAAGCCUCAGAGAUAACUCCGUUUCUCCAUUUUUAGAUGACUCUCUGAUGGCCUCAGGUUUAUUACCACCAAUACAACCUGGCUUUGACGUAUCCAAUUCUAUAACACACGGAAUUAAGCCAAGUUUGCUAUCUGCUAUGGAUUUCAAUAGUUUUCUAUCAAUGCUAGAAAAUUCAUCCCUGGAGGAGGAUGACCCAAGGAAUGAAAUGGCAGAGUUGAAUACUCUUCGUAGUUUAACGCCAGCAAAACAUUGGCCCAUCACUGUAACAAGUGCUGCUGAGGCGACCACGAGUGCCGGAAGGCCGUUUAGUGAGCCAACGAAUGCUUUUACAGAAUACACUGAUUUUGAUAGGGCAAUAAAUAGCUCUCCAGCGUUAUUUGCCCCUUACCAUGAUAACCCUAAUGAUGAAGAGCUUCAAGAUGAAGUUUUAGCGGAGACUCCAGGUGAUGUCCAUUUUGGUGCUCAGGAAAUGCGAAGAAUUUCCAUGAAAUCUCUACGAUCAAUUAUAAAAAUUUUCAUACCACAUCUUUCAAACUUCUCUCAGAAAUCUACCUCAGAUGCAGUAUUCUCCACCAUUACUGUUCCAUUCUUUGUCAUAUUUAAAUUAUCAUGUCCACAACCCCCUACAGAUAUACUGAGUUAUGACCCCAUUCUGAAUAAAUACUCAUUAACAACGUUACCCAUAGUUUUGUUGUUUAUUCAAUCUAUUACCGCUCCUUUUCUCCUUUGUAGCACACUUUCUGUGCUAUUAACUUAUCCCUUAGGUUAUCUCGUUUAUCUUUUCCCUUUUACUUUAUCCAUAAGCUUGAUUCUACUAUUGAUAGCUUUCAUCACAAAGGUAAAUUUACAUAACAAGUUUACUUUGUCAUUAGAUAGCUCAGAAAUUUUACAAGAAAAACUGCGGAAAAGGAAACUGCUAGAAAGACUUAACACUAGCACUCAAGUAAUCUUUCUAGCUAUUGGAAUAAUAAAUAUUAUUAUUUGGAUAUCACUUUUAGCCAAUUGUCUCAUAGAAAUGAUGGAAAUAUAUCAAAAAAUAUUAGGAUUAUCCAAAGCCAUUUUAGGCCUUACAAUUUUUGCAUGGGGCAAUUCCAUAGGGGAUCUGAUCUCCAACAUAUCUAUGUGCAGGCUUUACAAGACCCAAACUCAUUACCAAGACAGAGUUCAUUUAGCAACAAAGUUUUUCAUGAUAUCAUGCGCAUCUUGUUUGGGAGGCGUAAUGUUGAAUUCCAUGGGUGGAAUAGGUUUUAGCGGGUUAGUUUCAAUGCUGUUCAUUGGUGUUUUUAACGAUAACGAAUGGUGGUUUCUAAGAAAAGUUGAAUUACAAGAAUCAAGUCGGUUGGAUAAUACAUUAAAUUAUAAAUUUAUUGUUUCUUGCGUCUUUAUCAUCCUACAGAUUAUUCUCUUGCUAGUAUUCUUCGGCGGGCCUAAGAAUAUUAAACGAUACCUAACGAGCGAGAUGAAGUUGACCGGAAUAUUCAUGUGCGGAUUAUGGGCACUAGCAACCUUAAUAAAUAUACUUCUAGAACUGUUUGGGUGA
Molecule: messenger RNA, 2181 nt
Organism: Saccharomyces mikatae IFO 1815
Lineage: Eukaryota; Fungi; Ascomycota; Saccharomycetes; Saccharomycetales; Saccharomycetaceae
Gene: ECM27
Product: Ecm27p
Exons: 1
Coding region: 1-2181 (726 amino acids)
Biological process (GO): intracellular calcium ion homeostasis; transmembrane transport; monoatomic cation transport
Cellular component (GO): membrane
Molecular function (GO): monoatomic cation transmembrane transporter activity
Source: RefSeq, a predicted model, not a curated record